This is a messenger RNA of Protobothrops mucrosquamatus (brown spotted pit viper), 397 nucleotides long. Its product is annotated as natriuretic peptides A-like. The record is from RefSeq and is a predicted model, not a curated record. Gene Ontology annotation, biological process: receptor guanylyl cyclase signaling pathway; neuropeptide signaling pathway; negative regulation of systemic arterial blood pressure. Gene Ontology annotation, cellular component: extracellular region; nucleus; cytoplasm. The transcript has 2 exons. The annotation marks the transcript as partial. Lineage: Eukaryota; Metazoa; Chordata; Lepidosauria; Squamata; Viperidae. Gene Ontology annotation, molecular function: hormone receptor binding; hormone activity.
AUGGGCCGCCUAGUUCUGACUUAUUCCUUCACGUUGCUCAUGGGGUUUCUGCCGGCCGGGCCGGGCUGGGCUCAUCCAGUGACGUGGAGUCCCUCUGGCCAAGAUCUGCAGGCUCUGCAGCACCUCCUGGAUCGGCUGCGAGAAAAAAUCCAGCAGGAGGAGGAUCUGGAAACUUCCGACUACGAAACCGGCGGUGCAAAUGAAGAUGGCGAUUAUCCUGACCUCGAAGGCGCCGAGAUGAUCCCUUCCCAGCUGCCCAAACUUCAGGAUUCCCUCUCUCAGGCACAGUGGAGGAAAUUCCUGGUGGCCUCCAGGAGACACUUCUCCGGAUGUUUCGGAAUCAGGCUCGAUCGGAUCGGGACCCAGACGGGACUCGGCUGCAAGCCCUACAAACCCC